Molecule: messenger RNA, 603 nt
Organism: Pongo pygmaeus (Bornean orangutan)
Lineage: Eukaryota; Metazoa; Chordata; Mammalia; Primates; Hominidae
Product: galectin-16
Exons: 4
Coding region: 50-478 (142 amino acids)
Molecular function (GO): carbohydrate binding
Source: RefSeq, a predicted model, not a curated record
ACUCAGAAGACUGGACACAAUUCCGAAGGUUGCCCAGAAGGAGAGGACAAUGUCAUUUCUAACUGUGCCAUACAAACUGCCUGUGUCUUUGUCUGUUGGUUCCUGCGUGAUAAUCAAAGGGACACCGAUCGACUCUUCUAUCAAUGAACCACAGCUGCAGGUGGAUUUCUACACUGAGAUGAAUGAGGACUCAGAAAUUGCCUUCCAUUUGCGAGUGCACUUAGGCCGUCAUGUGGUCAUGAACAGUCGUGAGUUUGGGAUAUGGAUGUUGGAGGAGAAUUUACAUUAUGUGCCCUUUGAGGAUGGCAAACCAUUUGACUUGCGCAUCUAUGUGUGUCACAAUGAGUAUGAGGUAAAGGUAAAUGGUGAAUACAUUUACGCCUUUGUCCAUCGAAUCCCGCCAUCAUAUGUGAAGAUGAUUCAAGUGUGGAGAGAUGUCUCCCUGGACUCAGUGCUUGUCAACAAUGGACGGAGAUGAUCACACUCCUCAUUGUUGAGGAAACCCUCUUUCUACCUGACCAUGGGAUUCCUAGAGCCUGCUAACAGAAUAAUCCCUCCUCAACCCCUUCCCCUACACUUGGUCAUUAAAACAGCACCAAACCG